Eruca vesicaria subsp. sativa (arugula) is the source of this 807-nucleotide messenger RNA. NCBI's taxonomy places the organism in Eukaryota, Viridiplantae, Streptophyta, Magnoliopsida, Brassicales, Brassicaceae. The record is from the annotation of a GenBank genome assembly.
AUGGAUCCGAACACAAAAACAAUUAUGAUUUUCGCGUUAUUUUUUCUCUAUCUAGCAUUCCCCAAAUUUUCAGUCGCUAAUGAUGCUGAAGCCGACGAUGAAACACCAUUUACAUACGAGCAAAAUCCAGAGAAGGGACCAGAGGGAUGGAGCAAAAUAAAUCCUCAGUGGAAAGUUUGUAACACGGGAAAAUUACAAUCUCCGAUCGAUCUCACUAACGCAAGAGUCAGUCUUAUUCCUGAUGAAGCGUGGAGAAGACAAUACAAGCCAGCCCCAGCUGUUAUUAUGAACAGAGGACAUGACGUUAUGGUAUCGUGGAAAGGUGAUGCUGGCAAAAUAACGAUACGUCAAACGGAGUUUAAAUUGGUGCAAUGUCAUUGGCAUUCACCAUCUGAACAUACUGUCAACGGAACUCGUUACGACCUGGAGCUUCACAUGGUUCACACCAGUGCUGGAGGCAGAACAGCAGUGAUUGGAGUUCUUUAUAAAUUGGGCAAACCUAAUGAAUUCCUCACAAGGCUACUAAAUGGAAUAAAAACAGUGGGGAAAGAAGAGAAGGAUCUAGGAAUCGUGGAUCCAAGAACCAUUAGAUUUCAAACCAAGAAAUUCUAUAGAUACAUUGGCUCUCUCACUGUUCCUCCAUGCACUGAAGGUGUUAUUUGGACCGUUGUCAAAAGGGUGAACACGAUAUCCGUGGAGCAGAUUGCAGCUUUGAGGAAUGCCGUUGACGAUGGAUAUGAGACAAACUCAAGACCAGUUCAAGACACAAGUGGAAGACCGGUUUGGUUCUACGAUCCCAAUGUUUGA